GGCGGGGCCUAGCCCAGAGAGUAGCCUGUAUGUCCCUCUCGGCUCCCCGUACAGGAAGCCAGGGCUGGAGAGGAGGGAGCCACCCGGACAUGGCGGCUGUGGGGAUGAAAAAGCUAGCAGCUCUCCCUGCCUUUGUGUCUCUGCGUGUGCACGCCAUAGCCGAAGAGAAAGGCCCCAAAAAGUCACUGAAACCCACUCAGCUCCCUAUUUAUAAUGUACCAUCUCUCCAUUCUCAGUACAUUGAAGAGCAGCCUGGCCGUUUACAAAUGGGCAUUGCUUCCAUCCGAACAACAGCCUGGCAUUAUGUUGGCUGGUGCAAAGGUUUUUAUGUUUGGAUGAAAAAUGGAAUAAAGGAUACAGUACAGUUUGGGAAAGAUGCAUAUGUUUAUCUGAAGAAUCCACCACAAGAUUUUCUUCCAAAAAUUGGUGUGAUUACAGCUUCAGGAUUGGUGGGCUUGAUUUCAGCAAAAAAAGGCUCUAAAUUUAAGAAAAUUGCUUAUCCGUUGGGACUGACCGCUUUAGGAGCAUCUGUUUGCUACCCAGCUCAGGCAGUAGUGAUUACGAAGGUUACUGGGAAAAAGGCAUAUGCUACAAGCCAGUGGAUUUAUGAAGUUCUUGGGUCGUUGUGGACAGAAAACUAUACACAAAAAGAAACUGAACUCAAAGAAGAAAUGAAGCUUAAAAGAGACAUCAGACUCGACACACCUUCAACUAUAGCAGCAGAGACAGAAUCCAAAGUGUCCAUAUUCAGUGCUGAAGUAGUGAGCAAACCAGAACCAUCCUCAGCAGGUGCUGUUACAGCCACACAGUUUAAGGCUGACCCCAAGCUCAUGGAUCACGGUCAGUCCAAUCCAGAAGAUAUAGAUAUGUACAGCACUAGAAGUUGAAAUACACUGCAUACAGAUCUUCAAGAAGUAGAAAGCUUGGCACAUAAGAAAAGUCACAACGGAAACAUAAUAAAACUGGCCCCCAUAGGCUAUAUAGCUUAAUUGGGUGUUUUCUUAAAUUUCCAUUCAUCCAUUCAUACGCACAGUUUGCUAACUCAUCACAUAGUGAUCAAAGCAAUCCUUGGUGAUUGACACCAAAGUUGAGUUCGGUGUCAUCAGGAUGCGUUUGAUGCCAUACAAUGGAGCUCACUUAACAGAGAAGACAAAUAAAGAUGUGAGCAUCACAGAGUCUUUGACAUUUUAAAUAUCUCUUGGAUUUGGCUGCCCUCUUAAUAUGUCAGCUAAGCAAGAAUCCUGGGUAAAUGUUUUCUUUCUUUUUUACACUUUGGAGGUCUGGAGCAAAAUAUUCCCAUUAAAGUUCCGGGGCCUGAUGUUGGCAUUUUCAACCAUCUUUAAAUGUCAGAAACCAGCUCUGGCUGAUGCAUUUGUCUAAUAUAUUGCGUUCCUUUAAUAUAUUUAAACACCAAGAACAGAGCUUUUCAGCAUCCUUCCUUUACUCUCAGAAGUAAUUGAAAUAAAAUAAAUUUGCAUGACAU
Molecule: messenger RNA, 1483 nt
Organism: Dromiciops gliroides (monito del monte)
Lineage: Eukaryota; Metazoa; Chordata; Mammalia; Microbiotheria; Microbiotheriidae
Gene: APOOL
Product: apolipoprotein O like
Exons: 9
Coding region: 30-887 (285 amino acids)
Biological process (GO): cristae formation
Cellular component (GO): MICOS complex
Source: RefSeq, a predicted model, not a curated record